AUGUCUAAUGGGCCUUCGUCCUCAGGAUCCAGUAGGCCCCCUCCUCGUGGAAUACUAAAACGAAAUUACCCGGGCAGCCCAGCAAGCGGAGCAACCCCAAAACCUGAUCGCAGUCUUGCGACCGAUAGAUGCCAGCUCUGUCCAAGACCAUUCUUUCCGCAUAUUGAAUUACGACGCCGAGUGAUACAUCAUCCAUUAACCCAUCACUUUUGUGAGCUGCCAGUCCGUUGCUCGGCCUGCAAUGAACGUGGAGCAGGGGGUGGACCUAUUCGAGACCAUAUUCAACGGGCGCAUCAGGGCAGAGCGAAGAGCCAAACCUCACUGAAGUUGCGAUUGGAUGACUCUGAAACAAAAAGGAAAAAGUAUCAAGCUAGACUUACGGAAGCUGUGAAGGAAAGGAAUGAAGCAAAAGAGCAGCUCACAAAAGCUACAAAGGAGAAUGCCAGGCUGAAGGCAAAAACGGAGGAACAAGAGAAAUACAUUGACGAACAAGCUGAAAAAUUACGUCAAGCGAAAGGAGCGGGUAUCGUGAAGGAAGAACCUGGAAUAGUCGCGGUCCGGCCGGUUAUUAUUAAAGAAGAGCCGGUUGAAGACCCCAGGAUAGCGAAAUAUCAAGCUGAAAUUGCCACACUAAAGCAGGAUCGAUCUCACCUAAAUAAAAUCGUCUCCGACCAAGCGAUACAAAUCCAUAAAUUGGAAAAACUGGUGCCCGUCAUCCAAAUUGAUGAU
Molecule: messenger RNA, 729 nt
Organism: Mesorhabditis spiculigera
Lineage: Eukaryota; Metazoa; Nematoda; Chromadorea; Rhabditida; Rhabditidae
Source: the annotation of a GenBank genome assembly